UGAAGACCAACCAAACACUCUCAACAACAUCACCACCCAAAUGCUCCCUUCUCCCCAAAACAUCCCCACACAAAUCCCACAAUCCCCAUCCUAUCCCUCUCUAAACAAACCAACGGUCACGAUCAGUCCACGACCCUCCAUCUCACUGUUCCACCCGUUUCCAUCUUUCUUUCGUCUAGCUCCACUCUCUCCUCCAGUCCCAUCUCUCUCCUCAUUACCCGCCUUAAUUGGCUUGCCCAGUAACCAGUUGGCUCAUUAUUACACUACGUUACAUAUCUGAUGCCUGCUGUACGAUACGCCGGAGAGCACCGAUUCUUUUCCCUUUCUCCAGUCGGUUCACAAAGAUCUUGUCUUUUUCUCUCUCGGCCUCUCGAACGCCGAAACGCGUCGUUGAAUCGUUCCGCGUUUUCUCGUUUCUUGAUUCGUUCUUCGGUUUCCGAAGAAAAUGUCGUUUCUUGAAAUGUAGAGGCAUUUUUUUACGAAAUCUGUAGUGAACUAGCAAUGCGAUUUUGAAGCUUCGAGAAAUUUCGUGUGUUGUAUUUUUGGAAGACGAAGACUCUGAAAUGCAGCGCCUUUGAUCUGUUUCAACUGGUUUCUCCUUCUCUUUGAUUUCGAGGGCUUCUGUUUUUAGGGUUAGGGUAGCAAAAGCUGUGCUGGUUUAGAAAUCGAUGUUGUUACAAACAUGCCGAGCAUUAGAGCUCCGGCUACAAAGCAAACUACAACACUCACGGUUGCUGUGAAAUGCAGGCCGUUUAGGGAGAGAGAACGUGGCCGCGACAUUGUUCGAGUAAUUGACAAUAAGGAGGUGCUUGUGUUGGAUCCUGAUCUGUCAAAGGACUACCUCGAGCGCAUACAGAAUCGAACAAAGGAAAAGAAAUAUUGUUUUGAUCAUGCAUUUGAUCCUGGCUGUACUAAUUUGGAUGUCUACACAAAAUGCAUAUUGUCUGUCAUCUCUGGUGUCGUUAAUGGUCUCAAUGCUACCGUGUUUGCUUAUGGUUCUACCGGAAGUGGUAAAACAUAUACAAUGGUCGGGACACAAGAUGAUCCAGGACUCAUGGUACUCAGUUUGCAUACAAUCUUUGAUCUAAUCAAAAGGGACAAGAGCUCUGAUGAAUUUGAAGUUACCUGUUCCUAUCUUGAAGUCUACAAUGAGGUCAUCUACGAUUUGCUUGAAAAGUCAUCAGGCCAUUUGGAACUCAGAGAGGACCCCGAGCAAGGAGUAAUUGUUGCUGGGCUGAGGUGUAUCAAGGUACAAUCAGCUGAUAAGAUUCUUGAACUCUUAAACUUGGGGAAUAGCCGACGGAAAACUGAAAGCACAGAGGCUAAUGCAACAUCUUCUCGGUCACAUGCAGUGCUGGAAAUAAAAGUAAAAAGAAAACAGAAAAAUAAGUACCGGAAUCAAGUAAUGCGAGGAAAACUUGCACUUGUGGAUCUAGCUGGCAGUGAACGAGCUUCAGAAACAAACAGUGGAGGCCAAAAAUUAAGGGAUGGAGCAAAUAUUAACCGUUCACUUCUCGCCUUGGCAAACUGCAUAAAUGCACUAGGGAAACAGCAAAAGAAGGGUCUUGCUUAUGUUCCUUACCGCAAUAGCAAAUUGACACGAAUACUCAAAGACGGUUUGAGUGGUAAUUCUCAAACGGUUAUGGUUGCUACUGUAUCCCCUGUGGACAGUCAGUAUCAUCACACUGUGAAUACCUUGAAAUAUGCUGAUCGGGCAAAGGAAAUAAAGACACACAUCCAGAAAAACAUCGGCACUAUUGAUACACAUGUAUCAGACUACCAACAAAUGAUUGACAGUCUUCAGAUUGAGGUUUGCCGAUUGAAAAAAGAACUGGCUGAAAAGGAAUCACAGCUAAGUGUCAAACCUGUUGAAAAAGCUGCAGAUGAUGAACUUUCAUGGUUGAAUAUUUUGAGCCAUGAAACCAGUGAAAAUGUUCAGGAAAGGAUAAACCUACAGAAGGCAUCAUUUGAGCUUGAGGAAACCAACCUUCGUAACCGCCUUGAACUCCAACAUCUUGAUGAUGCUAUAGCAAAAGAACAGGCUAUUGGAAAAGAUGGGGAAGUUUUAGAGGUUAUGAGAACAAGGCGGCAAGUAAUUUUGGAUAACAUCCGUGAGAAUGAUGAAGCUGGUGUCAAUUACCAUAUGGAAAUUGAAGCAAAUGAGAAGCAUCGAUGUCAACUCCAAAAUAUGAUUGAGGAGGCCAUUAGUAACAAUGGCAAUAAGACGUACUUGCGUAUUCUUAGUCAAUACAGGCUCUUGGGAAUGGCCAAUACUGAGCUUCAGUUUGAAAUGGCAAUGAGGGAUCAAGUGAUUAACAACCAACGAGAAGCACUGAGAAACAUGUGGGACUUGCUUAUGGGGUUAGGACUUGAUGAGAGACAGAUCAUGGACCUUGCAUCUAAGAAGGGAAUAACUAUAGAAGACUGGACGACAACACCCCAUCUUGGCCUUUCUUCAAGGGAGCAGUCACCUGAUUUGGCCUCCAGCAAAUAUUCUUCUUUUGGCCAUUGUCGUUGCAUGGGUCAGUCGUAUUCUAGAUCGUCUUGCACCUUUCAGCAGUCUCAAGACUUUGGUUCGAUGUCAUUGCCCCAGGGGCAUUUGGAUUUGGCUCAUUCCUUUUCCAGGGAGGAGCACCAUAGCUCCUACUACUUAUUGUCUCAUGACCAUUCCCCUUCAGCCUGUAUGAGUAUGAGGACAAGUAGUGAGCACUGGUUUGGUGGCAGGUCAAGUUCACGGUUUGGCACUCUUGAUAAGCAUUCUCAAGAUUUGCAAAAAUCAUAUCCAGUGAGGGGGAACUCAAGCUUCACCAGAUAGUCAAAUCUGUAUACCAGCUUCAUCUGUCAGUGUGGAUUUUGACAAGCAGAGAAGGAUGAAUGGAGUAGUAGUCCUUUGGAGGCAACAUCUGUACAGCGGUCCUCCUGAUGGUAUGAGUAGCAGCCAAGUAGAUUUAUAGGCCACAGCGGUAUAGCUCAAGGUUUGGAUAUGGCCGAUUAAAACAAGGCCCUGAUGUGCUCAGUUGAAAGUACACGGUUUCUCGAUAUACUUCUACAAGGCCAAUUUUCUUUCGGUUUCCAUAACCCUGACCCCAAAGGCCACCCCUCCAACCUUAUAUAGCCUUGUUGUAAUUUUUUAAUUCCCAGUCCUUCGCUUCCCGUGUGUAAUUUUUUUUCCCCUCCCUUCUUUCCCUCUAUGUAGUUACACCUAGGGAAUCUGUAGGUGAAAACAUGGCAGUUGAUUUCUUUUUGGGUUACUGACUGUAUGCGAAAAAGAUGGGGGGUUUUGGAGAGGGUGGGAGGAGGAAGAAGGGAUAUGAAAGCAUUUUGUUAAAUACGUAUGUUCUGAACUUGGACUGACGGAAUGUAGUUCUAGUGCUGUGUACAUAUGUUUAUGAAAUGAUCAUGCCGUGCUGAUUAUCAAGCUUGUAACCACUUUGCUUUGUGUUUUAAUUGCUUUCAUUUUUUUUCAGACUUGUAAGAACUCAUCU
Prunus avium (sweet cherry) is the source of this 3485-nucleotide messenger RNA. RefSeq names its product P-loop containing nucleoside triphosphate hydrolases superfamily protein. Gene Ontology annotation, molecular function: microtubule motor activity; microtubule binding; ATP binding. NCBI's taxonomy places the organism in Eukaryota, Viridiplantae, Streptophyta, Magnoliopsida, Rosales, Rosaceae. Gene Ontology annotation, biological process: microtubule-based movement. The record is from RefSeq and is a predicted model, not a curated record.